Molecule: messenger RNA, 1305 nt
Organism: Cyprinus carpio (common carp)
Lineage: Eukaryota; Metazoa; Chordata; Actinopteri; Cypriniformes; Cyprinidae
Exons: 7
Coding region: 4-969 (321 amino acids)
Source: RefSeq, a predicted model, not a curated record
CAUAUGACCUCCCCUCAUCCCAGAAUGAAGACAGACGCUCACCAGUCACUCUCUGCCAUCAUGAGUCUUCAAAUGCAGUUAUAUUUUUUGUUUCUUAUUUACCUUUUAUGUAAUGUGGAUGGAAAUGUGGAACUGCAACAGAAAAGCUCAUUGAUCAAAUCUGUGGACAAGACAGUUGUUAUAGACUGUAAUUAUCCAUCAGACUGCAGUGGCUACAUUCACUGGUAUCAACUAAAGGAGGAAAACCCCUUAAGAAGAAUAUUAUAUUCAUCAAUUUCAGGUGGAGCCACAAACAAUGAUGCUGGUUUUGAAUCAUUUAAAAUAGAUAGGAAACCGUCAAAUUUGGCUCUGAAAAUACCUGAACUGAAAGAAGAGCACUCAGCGGUGUAUUACUGUGCCUGCUGGCAAAUGACUGUGGGAGACAAGAAAGUCUUUGGUUCGGGUACUCGACUUUAUGUGACAGGUCCAGGAAACACGGUUGAGUCACCAAAGGUGUCUGGAUACCUACCGUCAAAGAAAUACAGUGACAAACAUGGCAAACAGACAAUGUUAUGCCAUGCAAGUGGCACGGUUCCUUACUUGGUGAAAUUCACAUGGGCAAAAAAGAGCGAAACAGAAGAAUGGACGGCUGUACCAAAGGAAGAUGUUGUGGAACAGAGUUACAAAGAUAAAAAAAUUGUGACAAGUAUGAUGAUUGUAGAUAAAAACACGGCCGAAAACAACAGCUACAAAAAAAUACUUGAAAUGAAGAGAGAAGACAUUAAAACAGCAAAGGGACCUAGCCCAACAUGUCCACCCGACUCUGAGGAGACCAUGCAAAUAUCAGGAGAUUCAGAGCAAAUAUCCAGUCUGUACGUGUUUGUCUAUGCAUAUGGUGUCAUGAUCAUGAAGAACGGACUGUAUUUUUGUGUUGUGUCUAUCUUUCUUUUAAAGAGAAAAGCUGGAAGAAAGAAAGACGAAAGCUCUUAGAGAUUUAAUGCUAAGAUAAGAUAAAUAUCAAGCAAGCAAAGGUUUAUUAGCAUGUUUCGCUGACUAAAGAAUAGAUGCGUAUCUGCAGCUAUGUUAUCUCUGCUUAACCAUAUUGCUUUUAAAUUCAUUGUAGAUCUGCUUUGCACAAUUUAUUUUUGCAUCUUUGAAAUGCGAUAUUUAGAUUUUUUUUUAAAAAAUGUGUAAUGUACCCAAAUUUAAAAUGCAUUUUAUUUUCACAUUGUAUUCUGUUUUCUUGCAUUCUCAGAAUAAAAUCUGCUCAUAGAAUAAAUGAAAUGUUAUUUUUAGGUGUGUAAUAAAAGGAAUUCUCUAUAUAAA